Messenger RNA from Trichosurus vulpecula (common brushtail), 594 nucleotides. RefSeq names its product prefoldin subunit 2-like. The record is from RefSeq and is a predicted model, not a curated record. NCBI's taxonomy places the organism in Eukaryota, Metazoa, Chordata, Mammalia, Diprotodontia, Phalangeridae. Bases 1 to 594 code for a protein of 197 amino acids. Gene Ontology annotation, molecular function: protein folding chaperone. The transcript has 2 exons. Gene Ontology annotation, biological process: protein folding. Gene Ontology annotation, cellular component: prefoldin complex; cytoplasm.
AUGCUGGCCUUUGGACUCCAUUUGCCUCACCAAACUUGGUGCCUUUUGGUGAUUAGAACUUCAUCUGAAGAUACCCAAAGACUCCAUGUUACAAGUAAAAAAAAGCAAGGGUGGAGCAGCAACCGGGCUAACAAGAGUAGCAGCAGCAGCAGUGCCCGCAGCUCAGGCAAGGGGGCGGUGUCGGCGUCAGCGGAGCAGGUGGUUGCUGGCUUAAACCGCCUUCGGCAGGAACAGAGAGGCCUGGCAUCCAAAGCAGCUGAGCUGGAAAUGGAGUUGAAUGAGCACAGCCUAGUGAUAGAUACGGUGAGAGAAGUGGACCCAACCCGGAAGUGCUAUCCUAUGGUUGGCGGGAUUCUGGUGGAGCAAACUGUCAAAGAGGUGCUACCUGCCUUGGAGGGUAACAAGGAGCAGAUUCAAAAGAUCAUUGAGACACUGAUCCAGCAGCUGACUCAAGCAAAGGGAAGGGAGUUGAAUGACUUCACGGAGAAGAAACAUGAUAUUCGGCUAAUGGGUGAGGAUGAGAAGCCAGCAGCCAAGGACAAUGGGGAAGGGUCUGGGGUCAAGGCCAGUUCAGCUGGUGUGCUGGUCUCCUAA